GGAGCUGGCCCAAGUGGCUGGGGAGAGGGAAGUCGGGGUCUCUCUGCUUAGGCUGCUGUCCCCGAGACCCGAACCCAGACAAGUGGGAGAAAACGGACAGAUGGACAAAUUCAAAAUGUAUUAGAGUUUGAAAACUCAAAGGUUGAAGCUGUUGUGUCCUAAACGAGCUGAAGGUUUUGAUACAUUAAUAGACAAAACAGCUGAAAAUGUGCUUUACUGUGUUCAGCUGGUUUUACACCUGAUGUCCAGCGGGGAGGGGCCUACUCAGACAGGUGUGUUGACCCCACUGCCCUGCCCACACACGCUGCCCCCGCUGCUGGAUGAGGUUGGAGUGAGACCGGUGCCGUACCGCUUGCUAGAGGACCGAGGCUGGGCCUUAGACCUAGACCAGCUCCACGGAGCGCUGAAGACUGCCAGGGGUGUCUGUGAGCCCAGAGCCAUUUACAUCAGCAACCCAGGAAACCCCACAGGACACGUUCAGGACAGGAAGACGAUCCAGGAAGUAAUCCGGCUGGCCUCAGCAGAAGGCCUAGUUCUGCUGGUGGACGAGGUGUUCCAGGACAGCGUGUUUGGACCGGACCAGACCUUUGUCUCUUAUAAGGAGGUUCUGUACCAGAUGGGCGAGCCGUACUCGGACACGGUGGAGCUGGUAUCGAUCCACUCCAUAUCCACGGCCAGAAUGGGAGAAUGUGGUCUGAGAGGAGGCUACAUGGAGGUCAUCAACAUGGAUCCAGGUGUUGUGCAGUUUUUAAGAAGCAUGCAGGCUCCUUCAAGCCCUCCAGUUUUACCACAGCUUGCUCUGGAGCUCAUGCUCAACCCACCUGCACCUGGAGAUCCUUCUCAUAAAAAGUACACACAGGAGAUUCUUCAAAGACAUGAAACUCUUACCCAGAAUGCACGGCGAGCGUGCGAGUUUCUGAAUGGCUUACCGGGAGUGAGCUGCCAGCCGGCGGUGGCCGGACUCUUCCUGUAUCCUCGUCUGAGUUUACCGGCUCAGAUCGUGGAGGAGGCUGAG
This is a messenger RNA of Austrofundulus limnaeus, 1015 nucleotides long. RefSeq names its product alanine aminotransferase 2. The record is from RefSeq and is a predicted model, not a curated record. Gene Ontology annotation, biological process: biosynthetic process. NCBI's taxonomy places the organism in Eukaryota, Metazoa, Chordata, Actinopteri, Cyprinodontiformes, Rivulidae. Gene Ontology annotation, molecular function: transaminase activity; pyridoxal phosphate binding.